UUGCGCACUGUGUCUUUAAGGGAGAAGCGGAGGUUUCCGUUCGGGACAAAAUGUCUGCGAGGAGCCUGGAGGGGAUGGGCGAUAUUGGACUCGAGGCCCGCAGGGGACUCCCGCCGGUGUCGCGGGCCACGCGACACUACAGAAGGAAUGAGGAGGGAGGAGCUGGCCGUGACCAUGGGAGAAAGCAGCAGGCGGGAGGAUGCGGAAGCACCCGGUGUCCCGUGUCCGGGACUGCUGGGGGCGCCAUACUCCGAGGCCUGGGGGUACUUCCAUCUGGCCCCGGCACGCGCAGGGCACCCGUCAGGCCACUGGGCCACCUGCCGGCUCUGCGGAGAACAGGUGGGACGUGGCCCUGGAUUCCAGGCCGGAACCUCUGCGCUGUGGAGGCACCUGAAGAACGCGCACCGGUGGGAGCUGGAGAAAAGUGGCGCCCGGCGCUCGCCGCCUGCUCCGCCCUGCCCGCUGUCCAACCCCGCCGCGGCCGCAGAGGGCGACUGGGCACACCUGUUGGAGCAGAUGCGUGCCCUGGCAGUGCGCUGCAGCAGGCGUGAGCGGGAACUAGAGCGGCGCGAGGCCGCGGUGGAGCUGGGCGAGCGCGCCCUGGAGCGCAGGCGCAGAGAGCUGCAAGAGGAGGAGCGCGCCGCGAUUCGAGCGCGCCGCGAGCUCCAGGCUGAGAGAGAAGCUCUGCAGGCGCGGCUGCGGGAGCUGCGGGAGCUGCGGGAGGCGAGGCAUCGCGAGGGCUCCCUGCACUGGGCCUCCACAUCGCCCCCGCCUUUCAAAGAGGAAGCCGAGGAGGGAAGGGAUGGCUGUGUCGUCACGAAGGUCCUGCUGUAGAGAACCUUGGUCACUACCACCAGCGCGUAGCGGUGCUCCAACAAGUGGGUUGCGGACCAGUGCCCUCACCAUCCCCUGGGCACAGAAUGAAGUGUCGCUGCCACCAAAUGUGGGGCCUUCCACGCGCUUCUGAUGCCAGAGUAGAACCAAAAUCAGUUCUCCGGCUGCCUGGGAAAGAGCCCCUUUGUUUUCCUGAGCCGUCAGCCUUUGUUGAGCACAGGAAUGGAGCUGCAUAGCAGAGGAAAACGGCCCUAGUAACUCCAAUGCCUCGCCACUUAGGGCUGGUUACUAAAAGGACAGAAGCUUCUUUACAUACUAAGGACUUAUCAUACUAUUCGUCUAUCUACCAUGCUAGCCAGGAGGAGGCCCGGGAAUGAUAAAGGUUUUUACUUACAAAAGAGUUUUACUCAUCUAAUGAAUAAUGUUUGCCCAACACCAAGUUCUGAGAGAAAAAAAAAAAGAGACCUUUAGAUUCCAUGAAUACUCUCUACACAUUUGUUGUCUCUCAAACUUCUUAUCAGGACAGUCUUGAAGAGCCCAGUUUGAUUCCCCCAUCUCCACUUAUUCAACUAGUGUCAGGUGCACCCUGUUUCCCUCGCCAUAUUCAAACCCAAUGGUAGGUGCAGUACUUUACCCCCUUUUCUGUACUAGCAGUACAUCUUGUCACUGGGUAGAGCAUUUCCUUCCCCACAUCUUCAUGGUCCUUACUUUUGGACCCAAACAGAAAGCACCCUUUCACCCAAGGCUACAUCUCCCUGCCAUGUUUUCAUACCCUUCCUUUUCUGCAGGUGUUUGCUCCCUUAGCAUUCCUCCUCAUGAUUCUUCCUUCCCUUUCCUAUCUGCCCCAGCUAUGUUCAGUUUUUCUGUACUAAAAAGACUCAGCCCAGAAGGGUCAAGUAGUCCUUGUCGCCUAUUCUUUCUCCCCAUUUAUUAUUUCUCCACUGCAGGUCAGCUUUCCAUGCAACAUUCCACUCUUUCCAAGUCACUACAAUCUCCCAAAGACCAAAUAUCAUUUUCAGCCUUAUUGUGAUUAAUCUCUCCCUUUUUGAAAUCCCUCCUUUGAUAGGUGGAACCUGCUUUUCCUCCAAAGAAUUCCUUUUCUUUGUGUGAGCUGGUUCUAAAAUAGUUUUUCUUCAGGCCUCCUUUGUACUCAUUUUUUAUAUUAAAAAGCUCCAUCAGGGCAAGAUUAGUAAAAUGAAUACCCCAAAUACAUACCACCCUCUACCUACAUUGAACAAUUGUUAAUAUUUUGCCUUAUUGACAUUUUAUUCUCUCUUCCCUAUGCAUAUGUAAUGAUGUUCCAUCCAAAAGGAUUUCAGUAAGUGUCUCCCAAGAACAAAACCAUGAUUACAGUUAACUUUCGUACAGGCUCUUAAUACAAGUCCUGUAACAAGAUGCCCCAAUUGUACAAAGUAUGACUUUUUGUCUUCUUUUUAAAAACAAGUCCAUGUAUUCCUAUUGGUUAUAACUCCUAUAUCUCACAGCUUAGAACAGCCCCCUGAUGAUUUUUUUCCCCCAUGACAGACUUUUUGAAGCUUCCACCUAUAUUCUGGAUUUGUCUGAUUAUUUUCCAGGACAAUUUCUAUACUCCUAGCUCAUCUCAUAGAGGUACAAUGAACUGUGCCAACAACUCCUAUCUCCAAGCUCAAAUGUUCUCUCUGGGUCAAAUCCUUCAUGCCCAGUCCCAUUAUAUAUCCCUUGCCCCUAUUUGCUUAAUCUUGCCAUCACAAAUGGAAGAAGGAAACCUAUUCAACUGCAUUCUUUCACCAGAUAAUGAAUAUUUUAUAGGCACUUAAAGUAUAUCAGGCAAAUAAUACACGCUCUACAUGUAUUAUCUCACUUUAUUCUUACGGCAGCUCCAUGGGGGAGAUAUUGACACUAUGUUUUACAAAUAAGGAAAGGGAGAUAAAGGGGUUAAGUAGCUAGCAUGUGUAAGAUCACAGCUGGUAAGUAGGGAUGGUAUUCCAAUGCAAUAAGUCUCUUUCAAGAUGCAAUGCUCCUAGCUACUGUACUGCUUCUAGAGAGCUCCACGUCCCUCUUAGUCACCCAAAUGGACACCUAUUUCUUUCCUAACUAACUCCAUUUUUAGUUACUGAAAUUAACUGGAAUUAGUGACAUUAACAUUUACUGAGCAUUCACAGCUGGGCUAAAUGCCUUACAAGAAUAAUUCCGCAACACAGCAACCCCAUGCAUACACCCAUUUUGUAGAUGAGAUAGACUCAGAGGACUUAAUGUCUUCACAAUCAUAUAACCACUGAAAAGCAGAAUAGGAUUUGGACUUGUCUCACUGAAUCCUACGCACCUACUCCAAGUCUUUUUCUGCAAAAUACUGCACCUGUCUGCCUUCUGUUUUCAUAGCCGAGUUCAUUUAUCAUUCAUCUGGGAUUCAUCUUACCAUCCAUGUCUUCCCACACCAGCCACUACUUAACACAGUGACCAAAAAAUUGUCCAAAGUAAACGUUGAUUACAUCACUUUUCCUGCUAAAAACUUGAGAUCACACAUCACUUGCUUACUAUAGCAAACUUUGUGGCCUUACAUUCUCUUCUCCCACCCCAACCCUGUGCUAGUCUUAUCUGUUCCCUCCCCUACAUAUACUGUAUGCUCCAACCAAACUGGACUCUCUUCCUGACAUGCCCUGAUCUUGGCACCUCCGUGCCUCAAUCUGCCUUCCCUCCACUUAAACCCCUUCAAUUUGAGAAUGAAAAAUCCCCCCAAGGAUGGGGGUAUAGCUUAGUAGUACAGACCUUGCCAAGCAUGUAUAAGGCCCUGGUUUCAAUUCCCGGCACCACAAAAAAUGGAAAAGAUAAAAAUUGCCCCCAUUUUCCACAAAAUUUGCUUUGAUCUCGCCUUGUUUAGAGGCAUUUUCUUACUUCCUUGGACUCUGCUAGCAUUUGUCACAACUCUUCAUUCAGCACAAGGCUUUGUGGGUUCCUGUCUUCCCAACCCUGCCAGACCCUGAGGCCUUUCGGAUAGUUGUUCUCAUUCGUUUGCUCCUACAGUGCCUUGCAAAUAAUAGAUGCUCAAUAAAUAUUUGAGGUAUGGAAUUCACUCUGUUUUAAGACUUUUACAAGUUAUUUUCCUGUAGUCAGUAAUAUAAUUCUGCCUUUAAUUCUGAGUAUAAGUCCUACUAAAAGGAAGUAGCAAUCAUUUCUUGAAGCUCUUUCUCAAGAAUGAUUUAAAAAGUUCCAGUUAUUAGGCUGCUUGGUUUGAAUCCAAUAAACUAUUCUUACAUAUUUUUUUCGGGAAUACUUUUUAUAAAACUUUUUUCCUUAUAUAAUUAAUAUAAUGUCACAACCUAUGAAUAACAGCAGAAAAAAAAUCAAUCCUUCAAUGUCCUGUCAUUUCUUUUGUCUUUUCAAAGUUUUAUAUUACUCUAAUAACAGGACAAGUUAUUUCUCUUACAUAUUGGAAUUUAAAUUCUUCAUGUGGAUUUAUAAGUUGAGUUAUAAAAGCAAAAAAGACUUAUGUAAAUGUUAUUCUUCAAUUUCACCAAUUUUUCAGAACCAUUAAAAUAAAGCACAGAUUCACUUUUAGAAUCCUACACAUUCCCUCAAGAAAAUGCGGAUGGGAGGCUGAAUGGCAUGUUCAGGGGACAGGAGAGAACAAGCAGCCUGAACACUGCCUGGUGCUGGCUGUGGGAAGUAGGGUCUGAUUUUACUCUGUCCUACAUACUUCUGCACUGCUGUAACUACUUCUUAUAUCAAGCAUAAAUUACUUUUAUAAUAAAACUACUUACAUUUUACAAAUAACAAAUCCUCUCCCUCAGUAUUCAGCUUCUGUAGUUAAACAAUAGUAUUGGAUAUAAUCCCCCAUUUCUAGAAAAGCCUAGAGAAAAUUGGGGUCCUUACACGUCAUCAUUUGACAGACCAGGAUCCCACAGAGUAAUCUGUUCACUCUUAGAAUAUAGUAGUGGUGGCAGGUCACCUGACUCUAGUUUCCUUAAUAGAUAUUGUGCCUUUAGCCUUGAGGACUCCUUGUUCAUCCGGCAAAGCAUUAACUCCAGAACCAAGCAGCUGAGCUGGCACCCUGCUAGCAGCUAAGAAAUGGGAUUUGAGAAUGCAGAGAUAGGUUCUAGGGAUUGGAUCAACCUCUCUAGUUGUGGCAGGCUGCUCACAAAGAGCUGUCACCGAUAAACGGUGAUGGUGAUACCCCUUAUGUGUAUCAACAGGGUUUCCCUGGUUUACACGACUGGGCUUGCCAAUAGCACCAUCCUGUAUUUUUUUGGUACUGGGAAUGGAAGCCAGGGGUGCUUAACCAAUGAGCCACAUCCCCAGUCUCUGUCUCUCUCUCUCUUUCUAU
Molecule: messenger RNA, 5134 nt
Organism: Sciurus carolinensis (gray squirrel)
Lineage: Eukaryota; Metazoa; Chordata; Mammalia; Rodentia; Sciuridae
Gene: Zbed3
Product: zinc finger BED-type containing 3
Exons: 2
Coding region: 148-834 (228 amino acids)
Biological process (GO): regulation of transcription by RNA polymerase II
Molecular function (GO): transcription cis-regulatory region binding
Source: RefSeq, a predicted model, not a curated record